AUGACAGUCACCAAGACCUCUGGCUCGAGCCAGCAGCCCUGGUGGAAGAACGCCGCCGUCUACCAGGUCUACCCCGCCAGCUUCAUGGACACCAACGGCGACGGCAUGGGCGACCUGGCAGGCAUCACGUCGAAGCUCGACUACCUCGACGAGCUCGGCAUCGACGUCGUCUGGAUCUGCCCCAUGUACGACAGCCCACAGUACGACCUCGGCUACGACAUUUCCAACUACGAGGCCAUCUACAAGCCGUACGGCGACCUCAAGGACAUGCAGCGGCUCAUUGACGGCUGUCACGCCCGCGGCAUGCGCAUCAUUGUCGACCUCGUCAUCAACCACACCUCGCACAUGCACGCCUGGUUCCAGGAGUCCCGGUCGUCCACAGACAACCCCAAGCGCGACUGGUACAUCUGGAAGCCGGCCCGGCACGACCCCGCCACGGGGAAGCGGCUGCCGCCGAACAACUGGCGGUCCAACUUUGGCGGGAGCGCGUGGACCUGGGACGAGGCGACUGGCGAGUACUACCUGCACCUCUUCGCGUCCCAGCAGCCAGACCUCAACUGGGAGAACGAGGAGACGCGGCGGGCCAUCUACGACUCGGCCAUGCGGUUCUGGCUCGACCGCGGGGUCGACGGCUUCCGCAUCGACACGGUCAACAUGUACUCCAAGACCCCCGGCCUGCCGGACGCCCCCGUGGCCAACCCGGCCGUCGAGUGGCAGCGCGCAGACAGCCAGUACUGCAACGGCCCGCGCAUGCACGAGUUCCUGGCCGAGAUGAACGCGGUGCUUGCCCCCUACGGCACGACCAUGACGGUCGGCGAGCUCCCCCACACGACCGACCUGAGCAAGGUGCUCAAGUAUGUCUCGGCGGCCGAGAAGCAGCUCGACAUGGUGUUCCAGUUCGACGUGGUGGACGUGGGCUUCGGCGUGGACUCCAAGUACGCGACGGUGCCGCACAACUGGCAGCUGCCGGACCUCAAGCGGGCGAUCCAGUCGACCCAGCACCUGAUCAAGGGCACCGACGCCUGGACAACGGCCUUUAUGGAGAACCACGACCAGGCCCGGUCGGUCAGCCGGUUCGGCUGCGACGCGCCCGAGCACCGCGUCGCCUCGGGCCGCAUGCUCGCACUGCUCAACACGACCCUUUCCGGAACCUUGUUCAUCUACCAGGGCCAGGAGAUCGGCAUGGUCAACGUGCCCAAGGAGUGGCCGCUCGCCGAGUACAAGGACAUCGAGUCGACAAACUACUACCGCGAAGUCGAGCAGCGCCUCGACUCCUCCGCCGCCACUACGCCGGCCGAGAAGCAGGCCCAGCUCGCCGCGGCCCUGGCCGCCAUGCAGCACCUCAGCCGCGACAACGCCCGCGUGCCCAUGGCGUGGGACUCGUCGAACCCGCAGGCCGGCUUCUCCGCCAACCCGGACACCUGGAUGCGCACGCACGACCUGUCCCCGACCGAGAUCAACGUCGCCGCCCAGCUCGGCGACGACGCCAGCGUGCUCGAGUUCUGGCGGCGCAUGCUCAAGGUCCGCAAGCAGCUGCAGGCCGUCCUGGUGCACGGCGACUUUGAGCUGCUCGACAUGCCCAACCAGACGCUCUUCUCCUACACAAAGACCGCCAAGGACGCGUUUGUCGUGCUCAACUUCUCCUCGGACAAUCAGCCCUUCUCCCUGCCCGAGCUGCCGCACGCCAGCCCCUCGUCAAACAGCAAGCCCUGGUCCCUCACCGUGUCCACGUCCCCCGUGCCCGCCUCCGCGGCGGCUAACCAGCAUGCCACGGUGCUCGAGCCUUGGGAGGGCAGGUUGUACAUCUCCUCCUCCUCCUCCAGCAGCAGCGCGAGUAAGUGA
Molecule: messenger RNA, 1842 nt
Organism: Microdochium trichocladiopsis
Lineage: Eukaryota; Fungi; Ascomycota; Sordariomycetes; Xylariales; Microdochiaceae
Product: glycoside hydrolase family 13 protein
Exons: 2
Coding region: 1-1842 (613 amino acids)
Biological process (GO): oligosaccharide catabolic process
Molecular function (GO): alpha-amylase activity
Source: RefSeq, a predicted model, not a curated record